CUGCGAUGCGCCGCCAAACUACCACUCCCAGAACGCACCGCGCGGGGUGGAGCGAGCGACUUCCGGUCGGCAAACAGCGCAUGCGCAGAUGUGGAUGAGGCCGAGAGGUGGGGAUAGCGCGCAUGCGCAGAGCGGGACCGCCAUAGCAACCGCGGCCUAGCCCGUGCCGAGCCGCCCCGCCGCCAUGUUGCGUUGGAUCGAGUUCCAACGGGCCCGGGAACCGCUGAGCGGGUGGAAGGACGGAGUGAAGGCCCCACCGGAACCGGAAACACAACCGGACACCGACAAGGAGCUGGAGGCCGGGAGAGAAGCGAGAAGAUUCUACGAGAGUCUACUAAGGGAGGAGCUGCCAUCAUCGCGGCCUACACCGGAAGUGAGGCCUACACCACCGGAAGUGAGGCCUACAGCACCGGAAGUGAGGCCUACUCCACCGGAAGUGAGGCCUGCACGACCAAAAGUGAGGCCUACACUACCGAAAGCGCGGCCUACACCACCGGAAGUGAGGCCUACACCACCGGAAGCGCCGCCCCCUCCCAAACGCCGCCAUUUUCCGCCGCCAUUAGACGCCGUGACCCGGGAGCGACGCGGACACGCCAUGUUGAAGGCGGCUCAGGACGGAGACAUGGCGGCUCUAAGGAGGAUGGUGGAGAAGGAAGGAGGAGACGUUCACUUCCGGGAUCAUUUCCGGUGGAGCGCCGUGAUGUGCGCGGCUCGGGCCGGGAGGGUUCAGGCCGUCCGGUACCUGCUGGAACAUGGGGCCCAUGGGGGGGAACCGGCACGGACACUGGCGGAAAUGGGGGGACAUUGGGAUGUGGUGAGGGUCAUCAACGAGUGGGGGGAGACAGGCAACAUGGCGGACAAAAACAAGAUGGCCGCCGGAAACAAGAUGGCCGCCGGAAGUAAGAUGGCGGAUAGGAGCAAGAUGGACGACGGAAACAAGAUGGCGGACAAAAACAAGAUGGCCGCCGGAAGUAAGAUGGCGGAUAGGAGCAAGCUGGACAUUGGUAACAAGAUGGCCGACGGAAACAAGAUGGCGGAUAGGAGCAAGAUGGCGGACGGAAACAAGAUGGCAUGCAAAAAAAAGAUGGCCGCCGGAAGUAAGAUGGCAGAUAGGAGCAAGAUGGACGACGGAAACAAGAUGGCCGCCGGAAACAAGAUGGGGGACGGAAACAAGAUGGCCGCCGGAAACAAGAUGGCGGAUAGGAGCAAGAUGGAUGACGGAAACAAGAUGGCCGCCAGAAACAAGAUGGCCGCCGGAAACAAGAUGGCGGAUAGGAGCAAGAUGGCGGACGGAAACAAGAUGGCGAACAAAAACAAGAUGGCCGCUGGAAACAAGAUGGCGGACAAAAACAAGAUGGCCGCCGGAAACAAGAUGGCGGAUGGGGCCAUGAUGGCCGCCAGUGGCAAGAUGGUGGACGGGGGAAAGAUGGUGGAUGGGGACAAGAUGGAGGAUGGAAACACUAUGGUGGAUGGGGGCAAGAUGGCGGCCAAGGAAGACAAGAUGGCGGCCAUGAAGGACGUCGAGGUGGAGGAGGAGGAAUCCAAGAUGGCGGCUCACUGGCUCCCGCGGUGUCGCUGUCCCUUUAAGGCCUCCCCGUCCCAUAUAAUGUGUCGCUGUCCCUUUAAGGCCGCCCCGUCCCAUAUAAUGUGUCGCUGUCCCUUUAAGGCCUCCCGUCUCCAUAUAACUGCCCGCAUAGCAGCCUACAGAUGCCGCUAUAUGUGGCCAUGA
This is a messenger RNA of Coturnix japonica (Japanese quail), 1729 nucleotides long. NCBI's taxonomy places the organism in Eukaryota, Metazoa, Chordata, Aves, Galliformes, Phasianidae. The record is from RefSeq and is a predicted model, not a curated record.